Molecule: messenger RNA, 756 nt
Organism: Culex pipiens pallens (northern house mosquito)
Lineage: Eukaryota; Metazoa; Arthropoda; Insecta; Diptera; Culicidae
Product: baculoviral IAP repeat-containing protein 5-like
Exons: 2
Coding region: 140-565 (141 amino acids)
Source: RefSeq, a predicted model, not a curated record
AAAAGUCAAAAUCAAAAAGCGGUUGAUUUUGUUGUGAACGCCAAAUGCUCGGAAAAGUUUUUUUUACGAUUUUGUGUUAAAUAUUGUUGCCAAAAACUAAUUGAAUUUUAAUCUUUCAAGUGAAGAAGUUAAAUAAAAAAUGGUUUCGACGGAAAACAUCGAAAAAGUGUUCCUGCUGGAAACGGACCGCGUCAAAAGCUUCAAGAAAUGGCCCUACUCUGGGACCAGUUCCUGCAGCAUUCAAAAGAUGGCCGAAGCGGGCUUCUACUGGAACGGCAACGACAACGAGGAGGACACGGCCGCCUGCUUCGUGUGCGGGAAGGUCCUCGACGGGUGGGAGGAAACGGACGCACCCUGGGAGGAGCACAAGAAGCACGCCCCCCAGUGUCCGUUCGUGAAGUUUGGCCGGCCCGAGGCGGAACUGACGGUGGAGGAGAUGAUCGACCUGCUGGAGGCGAUCAUGAAGGCGCGCCUCCAAAAUGGGUACAACACGAUGAAGGACGGGCUGAAGGCGUGCAUCGAGAAGAAGCGGAAAGAAAUGCUGAAGCAGCUGGGCAAGAAUUAAUUCUAGAGGGGAAUUUAUUGCGGGCAUUAUUCUCUUGAUUGGGGAAGAAGAGAGAAUCGUUCUGCGUGUAUUUGUAUAGAAAUAGGAUAUUUCGAUUUAAAUCAAGCUUUUUUAAAUACUUAAACAAGUGAGUGUUCACUCUAUUUUGAAAGAAAUUACCUUCAAGAUCCAGGGAACAACUUUAUUGAACA